AUCUGUGGACACAAGAUGGCGCACUUCAUAAUAAGAAGUUGUUGUAGAUUUCCCUCCUCAUCAGGGAUUAGGCGCUUUACAAACCACCAAAGUUUCCACCUAAAGCGGUGUAUAAAAACUCGGUUAUGUGUCCUACCUCCGUGUGGAGUCGGAGGAGCGCUUGCUCUGCGGGCGUACAGCUCCGACCGCGGCGACCCAAAGCCCCAUCAGAAGGUGGUGGUCGUCGGUAUCCCCAACCCUUUCAUCUGGCUCCGAACGCGGGUCUACUAUUUCCUCAUUAGAGCCUAUUUUGAUUCCGAGUUCAACAUCGAGGAGUUCACGGAAGGGGCGAAACAGGCUUUCUUCCAUGUUUCCAAGCUGCUGUCACAAUGUCAGUUUGCUGCUCUCGAAGGGCUGGUGGCCAAUGACUUAAUAGGAAAGCUGGAGGAGAAAUGCGGCCUUCUCCCGCCAAACUACAAGACGGCGUUGUUGGCGAGGCCUGACGAGCUCAUGUACACCACACCGGGCGAUGUAGGGAUCUACUACGAUGACAAGGGGAGACGGUUUGUGAGUAUUUUGAUGCGUUUCUGGUACCUGACCAGUGCCCGUCUGCCAGAAGAUAGUCUGGAGGGAACCCGUGUCUUUAAGGUGGCCAUCGGAGGAGAGGGGGAGGCGGAAAGCAAGAGGCUGCUAACCGCUAACUAUGAAUUUCAAAGGGAGUUUACCAAAGGGGUGGCGCCAGACUGGACGAUUACACGGAUAGAGCACUCCAAGCUUUUGGAUUGAGACAGAAGAAAUGGAAAAAAACUCCUACAGAAACGUGAACUUGAAUGAAUGAGCCCACAACAUACUGUGUAUAGUCUGCUGGUUUUCAGAAGCUGACUAGGAGCUUGUUCAACACAGAUUUGGAUGUGGAGCUCCCAUUUCCACAUUGAGUAAAUGUGGUUUGAGGCACAGUCCAUUUUGUUGACCCAUGUGUCCAAUCGUUUUCGGGUCAGCAUUGGUGUUUUUAAUACUUAUUCUGUAAGCGGAUGGAUAUUUGACUUCUGUCGCUGUCAAUGUCAUUGAAUGAGUUUUUAUUACAAGCAUUGUGAAAUAUUAAGAUGCUUGUUGGCCUUCACACUUGAAUGAUAUUGUGUUAGCAAAAUUGUUUGAUGAUUACUGUAUUUUAAACGCAUUUCACAAAAUGCUUUAUAGUGAUUGCAUAAUUCUGAUAAUGAAUCUGUGGACUUGGGUGACUGGCUCAAGAUUGCGGGCUCAUGACAAACACUGCAUACUGCUACUGACCAUUUUGUAGAUGUUUCAGUUGAUGAUUACGGUGACUGACCAAGUUAGCCACAUCACUGAGAAACUUGCAGCUCUAAGACUUGGUACUUCACUGAUUUGUGGCAGCGAACUCAAAUGAUUGACUCGAAAACGGUGACUGACUCAGUGGCGACAGUAUGUU
This is a messenger RNA of Corythoichthys intestinalis (scribbled pipefish), 1426 nucleotides long. It is a transcript of the gene maip1, whose product is annotated as matrix AAA peptidase interacting protein 1. The transcript is spliced from 5 exons. Gene Ontology annotation, biological process: protein insertion into mitochondrial inner membrane from matrix. Gene Ontology annotation, molecular function: ribosome binding. The record is from RefSeq and is a predicted model, not a curated record. Gene Ontology annotation, cellular component: mitochondrial inner membrane. Bases 16 to 765 code for a protein of 249 amino acids. NCBI's taxonomy places the organism in Eukaryota, Metazoa, Chordata, Actinopteri, Syngnathiformes, Syngnathidae.